AUGCAAGAGAUAUGCCGGUGCUCGGGUUGUAGAUUUUAUGACAACUUUGAUCCAAAAGUGGAAUUGUCAAACAAGAAAAUUGCAAUAAACACAACAACAAAACUUUCCAACAAAUACAACACAAUUCUAUUGGAGAAUAUGCAAGAAUCAAUACAAAUGAGGGUAAUGCCUUCAAGUGAGUGCUUAUACACUGUGAUUGAUAUGAUCAGGCAGUACAUUGUGUGUUUGAAAGAAGGAAUAUGUACUUGCAAGAAGUAUCAAAUUGAUGAAUUGCUAUGUCAACAUGUUUGUACAGUUUUGAAGAAGAAAUAUGUGCAUAGAGAAAAGUGUUUCUCCUUUUACUACACAAAGGAGUAUAUGCUUAAAAGAUAUGAAGUCCUUGUUGAGCCUCUUUCAGACGAGAGUGCAUGGGAUAUUCCUAAAGAGAUUCUAGAAGAAGUCGUGCUACCACCAAAGGGAAAAAAGUGUAGGAAGGCGGAGAAAGAAGAGGGCAAAAAGAUUUACAGAAAUAAAGAAAAAGCGGGCAAAGACUUCAUGUGCAUCCUGUGGGUAACAAGGGCAUAA
Messenger RNA from Solanum dulcamara, 564 nucleotides. RefSeq lists its product as uncharacterized. Gene Ontology annotation, molecular function: zinc ion binding. The transcript is spliced from 2 exons. Bases 1 to 564 code for a protein of 187 amino acids. Lineage: Eukaryota; Viridiplantae; Streptophyta; Magnoliopsida; Solanales; Solanaceae. The record is from RefSeq and is a predicted model, not a curated record.